AUGACCACCCCGCCCACAUGUGAUCACUUAGCUGUUGGAGCAUUCUCAUCACUAGAUGAGAAUGAAGAAUUAGAAGACCUGGAGCAGAAAUCAAGUUCAAAUCACAUUAUGAAUUCAUCAAGUCAUGAGUCUGACAAAACAUCUGCUUCUGAGUCUACAUGCAAAUUCAUAAUAGCUAGUGAAGGAACCUCAAGCCUCCAGUCUCAAAUGUCUACUUCUAAUAUGAUUUCAAAUCUCAGAUCUGUGAAUAUCAAAAGAAUGUUCAAAGAGCUAUAG
Molecule: messenger RNA, 276 nt
Organism: Paracoccidioides lutzii Pb01
Exons: 3
Coding region: 1-276 (91 amino acids)
Source: RefSeq, a predicted model, not a curated record